AUGCAGCGGGCCGCGCUCUUCCGCGGCGGCGAUGCGCAGAUGGCCGCCGGGGACCUGGGCGAGCUGCUCGUCCCCUACAUGCCCACGAUCCGGGUGCCCAAGUCAGGGGACCGGGUCUUCAAGACGGAAUGUGCCUUCUCCUACGACUCGCCCGAUUCGGAAGGAGGUCUCUACGUGUGCAUGAACACGUUUCUGGGAUUUGGAAGGGAGCACAUCGAGCGGCAUUACCGGAAAACGGGACAGUGUGUGUACCUGCACCUGAAACGGCACCUGAGACAGAAGGUACCGGGAGCAUCUGGUGGAGCUUUACCAAAAAGGAGGAACGCUAAGCUAUUUUUAGAUCUGGAGAUAAGCAGUGAUCUCAACAGUGAUGACUUUGAAUAUGAGGAUGAAGCAAAACUUGUUAUCUUUCCUGAUCACUAUGAAAUCUCAUUACCCAACAUAGAAGAGCUACCAGCACUGGUGACGAUAGCUUGUGAUGCACUGCUCAGUGCAAAAUCACCCUACAGGAAGCAGGAACCUGACUCCUGGGAAGAAGAGCUGCAGGCAUCUAAACAUGCUAAAACACUUGUACAGUUAGACAAUGGUGUUAGAAUUCCCCCCAGCGGUUGGAAGUGCUCCAGGUGUGACCUGCGGGAGAACCUGUGGCUGAACCUGAGCGACGGCUCCGUGCUCUGCGGGAAGUGGUUCUUCGAUGGCAGCGGGGGCAACGGGCACGCCGUGGAGCACUACAGGGACACGGGCUAUCCCCUGGCAGUGAAGCUGGGCACCAUCACUCCUGAUGGAGCAGAUGUCUAUUCCUUUGAUGAAGAGGAGCCGGUUUUAGAUCCACAUAUAGCAAAACACUUGGCACACUUUGGAAUUGAUAUGCUGCAGAUGCAAGUGACAGACAAUGGGCUAAGAGAUAAUGACAUAAAGCCAAGAGUCUCAGAAUGGGAAGUGAUUCAGGAAGCUGGUGUGAAACUCAAGCCCAUGUAUGGCCCAGGAUACACUGGCAUGAAGAACCUGGGGAAUAGCUGCUACCUCAAUGCUGUCAUGCAAGCCAUUUUCAGCAUCCCAGAGUUCCAGCGAGCGUAUGUGGGAAACCUUCCACGAAUAUUUGACUACUCCCCUCUUGAUCCAACACAAGAUUUCAAUACUCAGAUGGCUAAACUGGGACACGGCCUCCUUUCAGGCCAAUACUCUAAGCCACCCAUGAAAUCUGAGCUCAUUGAGCAGGUGAUGAAAGAAGAACACAAGCCUCAACACAAUGGAAUAUCUCCUCGAAUGUUCAAGGCUUUUAUAAGUAAAGGCCACCCAGAAUUUUCCUCUAAUAGACAACAAGAUGCACAGGAAUUUUUCCUACAUCUGAUAAAUCUAGUAGAGAGGAACCCCGUAGGCUCGGAGAACCCCAGCGAUGUGUUCCGGUUCCUGGUGGAGGAGCGCACGCAGUGCUGCCAGUCCCGCAAGGUGCGCUACACGCACAGGGUGGACUACAUCAUGCAGCUCCCCGUGGCCAUGGAGGCAGCCACCAACAAAGAUGAAUUAAUUGCCUAUGAACUGAAGAGGCGAGAAGCAGAAGCUGCAAGGAGGCCUCUGCCAGAGCUGGUCCGUGCCAAGAUCCCAUUUAGUGCUUGUCUGCAGGCCUUUUCUGAACCCAGCAAUGUGGAGGACUUCUGGAGCAGUGCCCUUCAAGCAAAAUCUGCUGGAGUUAAGACUUCCCGCUUUGCUUCCUUUCCUGAGUACUUAGUGGUGCAGAUAAAGAAAUUCACCUUUGGCCUUGACUGGAUACCCAAAAAGCUUGAUGUUUCUAUUGACAUGCCAGAUUUCCUGGAUAUCACUCACCUUCGGGCCAGGGGGCUCCAGCCAGGAGAAGAGGAACUCCCAGACAUUGCUCCUCCCAUUGUCAUUCCUGAUGACCCAAAAGAUCACAUGAUGAACCAUUUCGUGGAGUCCCUAGAUAUUGAUGAGUCUUCAGUAAUGCAGCUGGCAGAGAUGGGCUUUCCUUUGGAGGCGUGUCGGAAGGCUGUGUACUAUACCGGCAACCUGGGUGCUGAAGUUGCUUUCAACUGGAUCAUUGCACACAUGGAAGAGCCAGACUUUGCUGAGCCAUUGGUCAUACCUGCAUUUGGAGAAGUUGCUUCCAGUGGGGCAGCUGCUUUAGGAGCUGUAGGGUUAGAUAACCAGCCUCCUGAAGAGAUGGUUGCAAUCAUCAUUUCCAUGGGAUUCCAGAGGAAUGUGGCAAUUCAGGCGCUGAAGGCAACAAACAACAACUUGGAGCGUGCACUGGAGUGGAUCUUCAGCCACCCUGACCCUGAGGAAGAAAGUGACCCUGCUUUGGACACCAUGGAUAUGGAGAACAAUGCCAAUGCCAAUAUCCUUGCAGAGACAGGGUCAGAGGGACCCAGGAUCAAAGAUGGCCCUGGAAGGUAUGAGCUGUUUGGGUUCAUCAGCCACAUGGGAACAUCCACAAUGAGUGGCCACUACGUUUGUCACCUCAGAAAGGAGGGAAGAUGGGUGAUCUACAACGACCUUAGAGUCUGUGCCUCAGAACGACCUCCCAAAGACCUGGGCUACAUUUAUUUUUACCACAGGAUACCAAGUUAGGCCUCAAAUCUAUCACCUGGCCUUAAGAAGCCAUAAGCCUUUUUAACCUGCCCAAAAAAAGCCUACAAUAAAAAUCUAAUACCAACAAAAGACCCCUUAACCCUUGGACUGCCAAAAAGCAAAGGAAACCAUGGGAUGUUUAUAGUGUAUUUAAAAACAAUCAUUUGAUGCCGCCUUAAGUGUUAGAUGGAAGAUUUCUAUUAGGUGCUGUAUAGGACAUUGUUUUAAAUUUAUACACCUUGCAGGCCAUGUGGAUUUCUGGUGGAGUUUGCAGCUAGUGUGUGGAGAAUAUGGAAGCUUCAGUGUUGAGCAGAAACAGUUCAGCCCAGCUCCUGCCUGUCCUGCCCGUGCAUCCUCUGAAGAGCACAAACAGAUUUUUGUGUCCUUGGUGACUGGGAGCCUGUGUUUGCAUCCAGAGUCCAGAUCAUGUAGAGAAAUCAUUUGAAGGGAGGCGGUUUGUGGCUGUUCUUCAGAGCAGAAUGUCCUUUUCCAGAGAUCAUUUUCAGUGCAGUGAGAAAAGUCAGCUGAAGUUGUAUCUGUUGGAAUUCAGUGGUACAGUAUCUUGAUUUGACUUUUCCAGGCUUAAGCCUGAGAGACUGAUGGAGACAGGAGCAAUCUCCUGUCAUGCCCUGUACAUUUUUUGCCAAAGAGAAAUUUUGUUUUUGCAGACAUAGGUUUCUUCAUCUUCACUUGAAUGUUUAUUUAGUAAGUUCUACCAACAGAUUCAGGAUUACAGAUGGCUAAAAGCAGCAGAAUUUCUGACUAUGAAAUUAAAUGCACACCCUCAGGAAAGGCAAGGCUGUUAUUUAAAUUUUGUUUUCAUAUGGAGGAGGUAAAGAAGGGUUUAAUGUCCCAUUAUAUUUAUGUCAGGGAAAUUUGUAUCUAGACCACUCAUAUUCCGUCUGAAAUCAACUCCCUGACAAAGUACUUGCAGUGCAAUCCUGCUUUCUGCUAAAGAUUGCUUAAAUAUUGACUUUCAUAUCUGAAUGCGGGAAAUUGCUCAGUGAGUUUUCCGAUUUAUUGAUUUACCCCUCUCUUCCUCCAUUAAAAAACCAAGCCAAAACAACAGCAACCAACAGGAACAAAAAAAAAAAAAAAACACCACAAUGAAAACCCCCUUGAAUUGAUAUUCUCACUUUCUUUAAACUUGCAAAUGCAUCAAUAAUCUGAUCUCUUCAAGAGACACCUUCUAAAAGGGGUCUGAUAUCUCUGGCAGGGAUGAUGGGGUGGGUAGGCAGGGGCUGGCCUUUCCUGUCUUUUUUAAAAAUUUUUAUGGUGUUAUUUAAGUGUUUUUCACAGGUGAGAAUGCAUAUGUGGGUUUUAAAAUUAUAUUUGAAAACACUCAUUCUAGAAAAAUUACAAUGGUGAGUGCAAAACCUUUCAUGAUUCUGGAAAAAUAACCCAAAGGUUCCCAGUGUUGGACACUGCUUAGAGGCUGUUGCUGGAGUUGCUUUGUACAAUGUUACCAAG
Molecule: messenger RNA, 4056 nt
Organism: Melozone crissalis (California towhee)
Lineage: Eukaryota; Metazoa; Chordata; Aves; Passeriformes; Passerellidae
Gene: USP13
Product: ubiquitin specific peptidase 13
Exons: 21
Coding region: 1-2586 (861 amino acids)
Biological process (GO): protein deubiquitination
Molecular function (GO): cysteine-type deubiquitinase activity; protein binding; zinc ion binding
Source: RefSeq, a predicted model, not a curated record